AUGGCUUUCUUUUCUUCUUCUUCAGUAAUACAAGCAUUAGGGCAACUACCAACCUUAGUUAUUUUUUCUUGUGUAUUAAUUUUAUUUUUCCUUCUCUUAUUCUUUUUGCUUCAUUUUCUGAAUUAUAGCCAGCUGAAGGGUCUUAAUUUGACUGGAGUUUUACCUGCUGAAUUUGGAAGUCUUAAGUAUCUGCAAGAACUUGAUCUCACCCGCAACUAUUUCAAUGGAUCAAUACCUACAAGUUUCUCUCGGCUUCCUCUUGUUAACCUGUCCCUUUUGGGGAACCGUCUAUCUGGAUCAAUUCCUAAGGAAAUCGGUGAUAUUGCUACACUUGAGGAGCUGAUCUUGGAAGAUAAUCAACUAGAAGGACCACUUAAUGAAAACCUUGGAAAUUUGGGCCGUUUGAGGAGACUAGUGCUCAAAGCUCAAUCUCUGCCGGGGACUGUCCCCAAAGAGCUGGUGAAGCUUCCUUAUCUGCAGGAAAUUGACCUCACCCGCAACUACCUUUACGGUUCAAUCCCGGAAGAAUGGGGUUCCACGAAACUAGUCAACAUGUAUGCUUAA
Messenger RNA from Vitis vinifera (wine grape), 564 nucleotides. RefSeq names its product probable leucine-rich repeat receptor-like serine/threonine-protein kinase At3g14840. Gene Ontology annotation, molecular function: protein binding. The transcript has 7 exons. The coding region runs from base 1 to 564 and encodes 187 amino acids. The record is from RefSeq and is a predicted model, not a curated record. Lineage: Eukaryota; Viridiplantae; Streptophyta; Magnoliopsida; Vitales; Vitaceae.